AUGCAUUGUCCUAAUACGAGUAUCAGGAGCUUCUUCGGCAAUCCAGGCGGGUCCAAGGCAACACCACAGCAGGCGAAGCUAUCGUUCUCAUCAAAACUGGACAAGAAGUCUGCCAAGCAGAAGGAUGAGACGAGCAACGGAGAUACCAAAGAGGAGGAUGUCAAGGUGGAAGAUAACGAGACAAUCAAGGCAGAGGACCAGGACGACAAUGCGAGCAUCAAAGAGCAGCGGACACCUUCAUCAUCCCUGAAGAAGCGGCGUGCUUCUGAAGACAGCAAAGAGAACGUUUUAGAUGAAGACGAUGACGAGCCACCAAGUAAGAAGCAGCGACAGCAGCCGACCAAUGGUGCCAGCAAGAAAGGCAUGGCGAAGAAGGUGACAACGAAGAGCACCGAGCCAGCCAAGGCAGAGAGCGAGAACGAAGACGAGGAGCCGGUCAAGAAAGAGCAGAAGUCCACCUCCAAUGGCAAGUCAAAGGCAAUGAUCAAGCAGGAGGAUGCCGAUGAGAAUGACUCCGAAACCGAAUCUGCUGAAGAAGCAUCAGCAUCCGAGGAGGAAGAGGAAGACGUCAAGCCAGAAGUGGCGGCCAAGGUUCGUGCAAAGGUGCAGAGCACGCUCAAAGCCUCCGGCAAGGACCCAUACCCCGAUUGGAAAGCUGGCGAUCCUGUCCCAUACGCAGCGCUCUGCACGACUUUCUCCAAGAUUGAGAUGACCACGAAGCGACUGGAAAUCCUCGCACACUGCUCGCUAUUCCUCCGCCAAGUGCUGCGAUUGACACCAAAUGACCUCCUUCCGACGGUGCUUCUGAUGAUCGGCAAGCUGGCGGCCGAUUAUGCUGGGGUCGAACUGGGCAUUGGUGAGUCUCUCAUCAUGAAGGCGAUCGGAGAGACGACCGGACGCAGUCUUGCCAUCAUUAAAGAGGACCAGAGAAAGAUUGGAGAUCUCGGCUUGGUGGCAGCAAAGAGUCGUGGCAAUCAACCGACCAUGUUCAAGCCGAAACCACUCACCAUCCGCGGCGUGCACGAAGGUCUUCUGAAGAUUGCCGUUGUUGAAGGAUCUGGCUCUCAAGGCCGCAAAGUCGAUGCCAUCAAGAAGCUACUCGCAUCUGCCGAUGUCAAUAUCCCAAAAGGCCAAUCCAUCGACAUCACGGAGAACAAAGGAGGCCCGAGCGAGUCGAAAUUCAUCAUCCGUGCUCUAGAGGGCAAGAUGAGACUCGGAUUGGCCGACAAGAAUUUGCAGGUCGCCCUCGCCCAUGCAAUGGUCGCUCAUUCCGUAGCACAAGACGGCAAAAAGGUGCCUUCAGAGGAGGAGCUGAAGAAGGGCGAGGAGACGUUCAAAUCAGUCUACAGCGAGCUGCCAUCGUACGAACUGAUCGUACCGGCACUCCUAGAGAACGGUAUCUGGAAGCUACGAGGCUCACUCCGACUUCGCCCUGGUGUGCCGCUCAAGCCCAUGCUGGCGAAGCCGACAAAGUCCUUGGGAGAAGUGCUCGAUCGCUUCGAAGGCAAAGACUUCACUUGCGAGUACAAGUAUGAUGGCGAGCGAGCACAGAUCCACUUCGUCUCCCACGAUUCCGAUCUCGACUUUGCAACGACCGUAGCACCCACAGCUGGCAAAUCCGACCGUGGCGUCUCCAACAUCUUCUCCCGCAACAGUGAAGACCUGAGCAAGAAGUACCCUGACAUCCUCAGCAAGCUUCCGACCUGGGUCAAGCAUGGUACUACCAGCUUCGUCCUCGAUUGCGAGACUGUGGCGUGGGAUGUGGAGAAGAAGCACGUCCUCCCGUUUCAACAACUCAUGACCCGCAAGAAGAAGGACGUCAAAGCGGAAGAUGUCAAAGUCAAAGUGUGCGUCUUUGCCUUUGAUAUCCUCUACCUCAACGGCUCAGCUCUGGUCAACAAGUCCUUUCGCGAACGCCGCGAGCUGAUGUAUUCGGCUUUCUCCGAAGUCGAGGGCGAGUUUUCCUUUGCCAAAUUUGGCAACUCGCGCGAGAUCGAAGAGAUUCAAGUCCUGCUCGACGAGUCGAUCAAAGCGUCCUGCGAAGGUCUCAUGGUGAAGAUGCUCGACGGUCCAGAGUCCUACUACGAACCAUCUCGUCGCUCUCAGAACUGGCUGAAAGUCAAGAAAGACUACCUCGCCGGCGCCGGUGACUCCCUCGACCUCGUCGUGCUGGGUGCCUACUUUGGCAAAGGCAAGCGAACGAAUUGGUAUGGUGCCUUCACCCUUGCGUGCUACAACACCAGCAAGGAACAAUACGAAACAGUGUGCAACAUCGGCACGGGAUUCUCGGAAGCCAUUCUGGCGGAACUGUACGACCUCCUCUCCCCUCUUGCCAUCGACCGUCCGAAGCCCUUCUACGCCCACUCCGCGGGCAAGAACGAUCAGCCGGAUGUAUGGUUCGAGCCAAAGUUCGUGUGGGAGGUCAAGACGGCGGAUCUCACGCUGAGUCCGAGGUAUCGCGCGGCGGCGGAGGAGUUUGGAGGAGAUGGAGUGCACAAGGGUGUGAGUCUGAGAUUCCCGAGGUUUAUUAGGGUGAGGGAGGACAAGAAGCCCGAUGAUGCGACCAGCAGUCGUCAGGUGGCGGAGAUGUAUCGUCGACAGGAGAGCGUGGGCAAGGCGAGCAAGGGCGGGGUGGACGAUGAUUUCGAGUACUGA
Messenger RNA from Zymoseptoria tritici IPO323, 2655 nucleotides. RefSeq lists its product as uncharacterized. Bases 1 to 2655 code for a protein of 884 amino acids. NCBI's taxonomy places the organism in Eukaryota, Fungi, Ascomycota, Dothideomycetes, Mycosphaerellales, Mycosphaerellaceae. The record is from RefSeq and is a predicted model, not a curated record. Gene Ontology annotation, molecular function: DNA ligase (ATP) activity; ATP binding; DNA binding. The transcript has a single exon. Gene Ontology annotation, biological process: DNA repair; DNA recombination; Okazaki fragment processing involved in mitotic DNA replication. Gene Ontology annotation, cellular component: nucleus; mitochondrion.